This is a messenger RNA of Alternaria viburni, 1662 nucleotides long. RefSeq lists its product as uncharacterized. Lineage: Eukaryota; Fungi; Ascomycota; Dothideomycetes; Pleosporales; Pleosporaceae. Bases 1 to 1662 code for a protein of 553 amino acids. The record is from RefSeq and is a predicted model, not a curated record. The transcript has a single exon.
AUGUCUCCUCCCGCUGCUGCUGCUGCUUCUUCGCCCUUCUCCCACGCAGCUAGCCUCGCCCACUACGAGACCAAGAACUCGUUCGAGCUCAUAGUCAUGGCGAAGCUGCGUUGCGUUUCUGAUGCUGGUGAGAACCAGGAGAUUAUCGCGCGGCUGAUGGCGCAGGAUAGGGAGAAUGGGACGUGGCCUGGGAAGUGCGAGGGGCCUGGGGCGACUGCUGCGACGAAGACUGAUGGCGCGGCUGAGGAGAUGAAUGGGGAACAGGGGGUUGUGGUGCCGGUCGAGAGAGUCUUGGGGAAGGAAGAGAGGACGCCUGAGGCUGAGGUUGGUGGUGAGGGAAGGGCGGAUCACGUGCCUGUGGCGAUUGUCUCCGGAGACAGACGCGCUCGUGCGCGUGCUGUGACUGCCAGCACCACUGCGAUUAGCACGAGGAGCAGAAGCCCGAUAAUCCCCCUGUCACAAUUGGCAAAAGAAUGGGAUGAGGAUUGGGGCGCACCUUUCGCUUUCCCUCUCGCCGCUAACACCGGCUCGAAACCCAAAGCUAAACCCGUGACUACAUCCGAGUCCGUUUCCAGUGGCUCAAAGUCACCCGUUACACCCACAUCCCCCGUCUCGCAAGCCUCUCCUGUCUCACAAGCUUCUCGCCCGUCCCUGGCAACUCCUGCCUCGUCCCCUCCAACCAUCCCGGCUUCGUUGAAGUCGAAUCCGUAUAACCUUCUCAUGAGCGAUGAGCAGGACGAUGAAGAAAAAGAGGAAGAAGAAGCAGAAGAGGAGAGCGAGAACGAGGGCCUCAUCAUCCCCCUGAAGAUGUACACGGAGAAGGCCAGGGCUGCCGCCGAGUCUACAAGGGCUGAGGUCACGUAUGCGGCAACAACGUCUAGUAAGGAUGCUGCCGCCGCUCCUACGGAACAGCCUGGAAAUCUCCCAGCUCCCGAUUCGUUGGCCAGUUUCGAGCCGUCUGAGGUUAUGUCGGCGCCUGAGGUUGGUGUGCUUCCUGAGGCUCCUGUUGUUGUCAGGGACUUUGGUGCUAUGGGUUCAUCUUCGUCCUCGCUGUCACGCUCACCCGAAGAGGCAGCCCACAAGUCCGACGUAGCUGCUUUCUACAAUAUGCCUUCCCCCUCGCCCGUUCAGCCAGCGACAUCAACGAAGAAGACUCCGGUUCAGAUAUCCGCUCGCGCUCCCCCAUCGCCACCAUCCUCGCCACCACAGCACGCUCACACCGUCCCGUCCUCUCCCGCGCCCACCAAAAAGACUCACCAGCCGCGCAACGAGAAGCGCAAACAAGACCAGGCUGUUGUGUCGUCGAAUAUGUGGGACGCGCUGGCCGCUGACGAUACCGGUGAUGGCGAUGACACCGCUUCUGCCCCCGUUAACACCGGUGAUAAUGACGAGGGCGAUAGCGACGUGGAGACAGCUCCUGUCCCAGGGGCGCAGAAAAAGAAGAACAGGAGGCGCGGAAAGAAAGGUGGAAAGAAGGUGCAGGCGAUGAAGCAGAAGGUGGAGCAGGCUGUGGAGGUUCCUGUUAUUGUUGCGCCUGUCCUCCAGCAGACGGUCUCGAUGACGGCGAAGGUGGGGAAGAAGAUGGAGAUGUCGCAGGCGCUGGGUGUCGCGGCGAUCGUUAUGGUUCUUGUUGCGCUUUUGGGAGCUCGCGUUCUAGGUUAG